GCUGCACGUGUGAGGCGGAGGAGUCAGAAUGGGGGCGGACAGGUGAGCUUUUGUGACAGAGCCUCGCAAUCACGGGACAGACUGACAGGGUCAACGAUUGCUUGACGUUGCUACAUGAUUAGGACGUGUCCUACAAAAACUGCUUAUACAGCAGCUCAGCUGGGGCAGCCACAUUUAUUGAUCUACAACUCGUCUGUUAAAGCUAGCUGCUAUUUAUAAGACUUGACACAGAAAAAGAGACAACAUGGAUCUGGACAUGUUUAGCAUGAUUGCCGCAGCCAGUGGGAUGUUAGCUGUUCCAAUCUUGGCAUUCAUUGCCUGCUUCUUUCUAUGGCCGUCUGCACUCAUCAAUUUCUAUCACUGGUACUGGCGAAGAGCUCUUGGUAUGCAGGUAAAGCAUGCAGAACAUGGAAAGUACCGCUUCUCUUAUUCUUUCCGGGGCAAACAGGGAAACCAGCCAUCAAUCCUAUUUCUACAUGGCUUCUCAGGUGACAAAGACAUGUGGUUGUCUGUUGUCAAGUUUCUUCCCAAGCACUUGCACUUGGUCUGUGUUGACAUGCCUGGCCAUGGGGGCACUUCUCGCUCUGCUGGUGAAGAUUACACUAUAGAAGGCCAGGUGAAGAGAAUACAUCAGUUUGUUGAGUGCAUCCGGCUGAACAGGAAACCCUUCCACCUUGUCGGCACCUCAAUGGGUGGAAGUGUAGCUGGAGUGUAUGCGGCACUGUACCCCUCGGAUCUUUGCAGCGUGACACUCAUUUGUCCUGCAGGUCUGAAAUGUCCAAAUGAUAGUCAACUUGUCAAACUGCUGCAAGAUUCUAAAACUUCUCAGAGCGCUAAAAAAAUCCCACUUAUUCCCAGUACUUCUGAAGAGAUGGAUGAAAUGAUGAAGUUAUGUUCUUAUAUUCGUUUUAAAAUACCUCAACAGAUCCUACAAGGUCUGGUGGAUGUUCGAAUACCACACAAUGAUUUCUAUCGUGAAGUAUUUUUACAGAUUACGGGUGAAAAAUCACGCUAUUCACUCCAAGAAAAUUUGCACAAAUUCAGUGUGCCAGUGCAAGUGAUUUGGGGAAAACACGACCAGGUUAUUGAUGUAUCAGGUGCUACAGUCUUGUCCAGUGCGCUUCCUGGCUGCCGUGUGGACUUGUUGGAGAAAUGUGGCCAUUCUGUCGUGAUGGAGCGCCCCAGGAAGACAGCUAAGCUCAUUCUGGAGUUUUUAACAUCCCAGCGGUGCAAUGAAGGUUGCAGUGACAAGAAGACAUCCUGAAAGUGCAUUUUCCACAACACACACUUUUUGAUUGGGACUUCUGUUAAAAAAUCAGAAAAUGCAGAAUGUCUCUCAGGGGCACCCGUUUUCAUGCCAGGUGAUCUAGUGCCAAAGUUAGUCAGGUGAAUCAAGUUUUUUAAAUGAAUAUAUAUAUAUAUAUAUAUAUAUAUAUAUAUAUAUAUAUAUAUAUAUAUACAUAUAUAUAUAUACAUACACAUACACACAGUACAGGGCAAAGGUUUGGCCACACCUCCUCGUUCAAUGUGUUUUCUUUCUUUUCAUGAUCAUUUCCAGCACUCCAUCACUCUCCUUCUUGGUCAAAUAGCCCUUACA
Messenger RNA from Polypterus senegalus (gray bichir), 1597 nucleotides. It is a transcript of the gene abhd6a, whose product is annotated as abhydrolase domain containing 6, acylglycerol lipase a. The record is from RefSeq and is a predicted model, not a curated record. Bases 245 to 1264 code for a protein of 339 amino acids. The transcript has 10 exons. NCBI's taxonomy places the organism in Eukaryota, Metazoa, Chordata, Cladistia, Polypteriformes, Polypteridae.